Molecule: messenger RNA, 3513 nt
Organism: Ectocarpus siliculosus
Lineage: Eukaryota; Phaeophyceae; Ectocarpales; Ectocarpaceae
Source: the annotation of a GenBank genome assembly
AUGGGGGGCCACUGGCGAUGGUUGCUCGCCUGCGAGUGGUUUAUUUUCUUGGCGGCGAGAGGGCUGGCCAGCCCGCUCGAUAGUCUUGAACGAGAGCAUUGGGUCAGCCUCGACUCAACAGCCACCGAUCAGACAACGGAUGUUGCCACGGGUGCCGGGGGCAUGGUGUACAUCAGUGGCUACCAGCAGCAAGCGGCCGCGGGCACUGACGGGUCGCAGCCGAGCGUCCAAGCCCUCCUCAUGGCGUACAACUCCUCGGGGGUUCGCCAGUGGGUCGCCGAGUAUGGAUCAAGCGGAGAAGACCUAGGCAAUUCGGUCGCUGCAGACUCCACCGGCGUGUAUCUCGCCGGGACAGAGUCCGUCCCAAGGAGCUCAAGCAACGGCAGCAGCAGCAGCGGCGCCACCACCACCGACGACGACGACACCGACGCCUUCGUGGUAAAGUACAACUCCACGGGAGGCGUGUUGUGGAAGACCUCUUGGGGCAGCUCCGAGCCCGACCUGGGGAACGGGCUGGCGGUAGACGGCGGCUCCGGGCUCGUCUACAUCGUGGGCACCACCCGGGGCUCGAUGUACUCCGAUGGUACGCCGGAAGGGGGGGGGGGAGGGGACGCGGCGGGGGGGGUAGCGACGGGGAGCUCCGAAGCCACGGCGGCGGAGGAAGACGACGCCUCCGCCGCCACCGCCGGGGCGAACGCGGGGAUGUCGGACGUGUUCUUGACCUGUCUGGACGCGGCGGACGGAGAGAUGCAGUGGACUCGGCAGUUCGGCAGCUCUGCCGUGGACGUCGGGAACAGGGUUGCGGUCGGGCCCAGGGGAGGCGUUUUCCUCGUCGGGCAGCUGGGAGACGACGCGGACUCGUCUCUGGCGGGCCCGCGGGCGUUUUUGGCCAAGUACGACUACCUCGGCAACGCGCAGUUCACGGCGAGGCUCAACUCCACCUCCGCCCACUACGCCGUCGACCUCGCGCCAUCUAUCGGGAGCGGGGGCGAGGGCGUAGUCUACAUGUCGGGUUACACGCUGGGCGACAGCCCCUCGGUAUUCCUGGCUCGGUUCGAGGGGUCGACGGGAGCGCAGACGUGGCUCAGCCACCUGGGUGAGGAGACAGGGAUGCCGCACCUGGCACAGUCGGUGGCGGUGGUGGAGGGCAGCCAGUACGACUUCAGCCUGGGCGUGGGGGGCGCGGCGGAGGGCGCGGCGGCGGCGGCACCCGGGCCGUCCGGGGACGCCGGGGAGGGGGAGGAGCAGGCCGCGGUGGGCAACGAGGCGAGGAUCGUCGUGGUGGGGUACAACACGUCGGCGGCGGCGGCGGACUCGCACUCGAGCACCGGGUUCACGGCGGCCGCGGACACGAGCGGGAGCUGGGCUUGGUACUCGGCGUCGGAGAAGGCGGACCGGCAGACGGCGAUAGCCAUCGGCACCGCCGACGGGGUAUCGUCGGGCAGCAGCGGCGGCGGCAGCGGCGGCGGCGAGUCGUUCGCCUACAUCGUCGGCACGGUGGCCGCCAGCGAGGCCUCCCCGGGCAACUACCUCUUCCUCGACAUCCAGAGGGUGGUGCGGGAGAGGUCGCAGACCCCGGCCCCUACGGCGCAGCAAGCGGCGGCCGGGCAGGGGGCGGCGGCGGGCUCGGCGGCGGACCCGCCCGGCGGGGCGUCGAGCACUACCGGGCUGUCUCAGGGGUCUAGCCUCUGGCUGCUGAUCAUCGCCCCGAUCUUCGUGGUCCUGUCGUGCAUCCUGAUGGUGGGCUACGUGUCGAAGCAGUGCGCCAUCGCGUUCGGGACGAGGCCGCACCCGCCACCGGAGUCGCUGGAGCCGAUCGAUUUCGAAGAAGACGGCGGCGGCAUGCGAACCACUCGCUCGUUCCGACGGGGCAAGAAGUCGCCGCCGCCGGAGUGGAACGACCGCGCCUCCGGGUCUUUGAGCAAAGGUUCGGCAGGUCUGCGGCGGAGCGGUACCAGCAGCAAGACGGGGCGCGCGGCAGGAUGGCCGCGCUCGGUCGCGGCCGCUUUCCGAGAGGGCGGCAGCCCGUACCGAAAGCUACGGACGAGAGAACAGGAACCGGGGCGGAGCGGCGGCGGCGGCGGCGGCGGUGGAGGGCGAGAAAGGAGAGAGAAGCGGGGGUCAUCGGCGUCGUCGUCCCCGCUCUCUCCGGAGAACGCGGAGGUAGAGAUGCGGCAGGUGACUGCUGAGCGGCGGCAUCGCGCGCCGUUUGACCACCCCAGAGAAGAAGAGGGCUUCCCCGGUGGCGGCGAAGAAAGCGUGGCCACGUUCGAAGACCUCUCCCAUAGCAAGAGCGGCGGUGCCACGGCGGGAGCCGGCGCCGCCGCCUCCGCCGGGUGGGAUGCCUUCGGAGAGGAAGAGAUUGCCGGGGGCGGGGGUGGAUACGGUGGGCGAUCACACAUGAGUAUGAGCAACCCUCGAGACGGCGACGAGCCUGCCGCGGAUCAGCCGUCGUUCCCCCUCCCCGCGCAAGGGUCGCAGCAGCUCUUGUAGGACAGAGACGGAUGUUUUUUUGAAGUGUUUGGUGUUCGGGCUCGGGAGAAGGAGAGGAGGACGCGGACUUCCUUCUCGUUGCACUUUAUCGUGCGUGCGCUUCCUUUCCGUUCGGGUAGGCUGUUUUGCGCCUGUGCAACAUACCGAGGUUUUGGUGCCUUUGGGGUGGUUUUAAGUGGUGCCUACGUAUGGUAUGUAGGGUGAUUUUGGCUGGAAAAAUCACACCUGUUGAAGGUUUUUUGUAUUCAUAUCUACGAGAGUCGGAAAAAUUGUCCCUUUGUACCGAAAUACGAAUUUACUUGUCUUUAAGGUGUUGCUUCAACUUGCCUAGCGAAGCCGAAGGCGUGUACAGAAUCACGGGCUCGGCCCGUGAUCUAGAGGGAUGGGCCUGUCGAAAGCUUUCGUUGUAUGCAAGAACUCAUAAACUUGGUAAAUAUACUCGUUUUUGUUUUUUUUUGGGGGGAGGGGUACAAACCUGCGAGCAAACCCAGGUCCAUUGUAACCGCGACGCUGGUUCUCGGUUUCGAGUCGUGGGGUCGAUGCCGUUGUUGCUGGUAGCGCCGUUCGCAGCCCUUGAUGAGCAUCUUAAGAAGUUUAACGCCGCCUGCGCUGCAACUAUGUAGGGCAUAAGCAUCCCUCCCCUUUUUGAGCACCUCGUGUAAACCGUGUACAGCAGUCAUGGCUCCGGUAUCAGAAUGUGGUGUGACAAAGUCCCUCGGCUUUUUGUAUCGGAGCCCCCUCUCGUAGGGUACCUACCCUCUAUUAGAAGGUAGUUAUUGACCGCGAGGUCUUGUUUGUUUUGUCCCAGGGAAAAACGUGGCAGACCCUGCGUGGUGGUGAGAAGAACACUUUUUUUUCGUGUGGGAUGCGAUGUUAGGAUAAGUCUGUAGACUUGCGCCCACCAUGGUACUUGCGUCCACCUACGGCGGCCGCGUGACGUUAUCUCCGACGGCCGAACCUCCGAAAAGAAAGCUGUACGAUAGGUCAAGUGAACAACAAAAACGUAGGUUUGGGUGUCCU